Salvelinus fontinalis (brook trout) is the source of this 3270-nucleotide messenger RNA. Its product is annotated as zinc finger protein 436-like. Gene Ontology annotation, molecular function: RNA polymerase II cis-regulatory region sequence-specific DNA binding; DNA-binding transcription factor activity, RNA polymerase II-specific. The coding region runs from base 600 to 2132 and encodes 510 amino acids. Gene Ontology annotation, biological process: regulation of transcription by RNA polymerase II. The record is from RefSeq and is a predicted model, not a curated record. Lineage: Eukaryota; Metazoa; Chordata; Actinopteri; Salmoniformes; Salmonidae. The transcript is spliced from 10 exons.
AGAAUUUAUAGUGAAAGUGCUUUUUAAGUCACUAGGCUUGAUCUGUGUCUGGGAAACCGGCCCAGAGACUUUUUAACACGUGGAGUGUAUAAAUACUCAAAGAAAAUGAAUGCCUAUCUUGGUGGCAAUUUUGGGGAUUAUUUCGGUUGUCCAAGCCUAUCCAGCAGUACAAUAAUCCUUAAAAUUAAAGACAUUUAAAAAUGUUGCGCUUACCAAGUAGUUUAGACACAUUCAUUUUCGAGAAAUGUCUUAGAUUUAAAUAAAAAGUCAAGAAGUCCUGGAUAAGAGCAUCUGGUAAAUGUAUCUCCUUUUUAAACCAAUACUACUGUACGCCGAAUAGUAUACUGCUCUACCGACUAGUAGGCCGUCAUUCUAAAUAAUAAUUUGUUCUUAACUGACUUGCCUAGUUAAAUAAAGGUUAAAUACAAAUAAAUAAUAAUAAAAACAAUCCAAACCGAGUGAAAGAAGCGCAAUCACUGCGCAUACGUGAUGCUCGUGAACAAACAUUUUUCCUCAUAAAAGCGGAAGUUUACAGUUGGAUUCCCCGACCCUCCUCCAUGUCAAGUAAUUGAAGAACACCUAUCCGAGACUGUGGCACCAUGUCUGAUCCGGAAUCCCCGGAUUCUAGUGAUCCGGCUCAGAGAAGCUCCCUGCGAGGUCCAGAGAUGGCGUCAGGGAAGCUGGAGGACCGCAGUCAAACACUGGAACUCAGUGUGGCUGUCAAAGAUGAUGAUGGUAAUAACGAGGAGGAGGCUGAUGAAGAGGAUAGCGAUGAUGUAGACUCUGGGCAUAACGUUGUGAAAGUGGACAUGGACGAGGAGGAAGGAGAAGCAGUGAAGUCGGGGCUUGCUAUUGUUAAAAGAGAUGCAGAGGAGGAGGGAGGUGGCGGGGAUGAGACCAACUCAGGAGGCGGCGCCAACUCGGACAUAGACAGUUUAGAUGGGGAGAAUGAACAGAGUUCGAACGCUCAGAGUGCAGUGAAGAAACCACACCCCUGCUCCCAGUGUGGCAAGACCUUCUUCACCGUGGGGAGCCUGAAGAGGCACACGCAGACCCACAGUGGCGAGAAACGCCAUCAGUGCUCCGUCUGCGGGAAAUGUUUCUCACGCUCAGACGACAUGAAGAGACACCUCACCAUCCACACAGGAGAGAGGGUGGGCCACGUCUGUCACCAGUGUGGGAGGACUUUCACCAGUGUGGGAGGGCUGAAGAAACACCAGAUGACCCACACAGGAGAGAAGCCGUUCCAGUGUUCAGAGUGUGGGAAAGGCUUCACUGCGCAGGGUAACCUCAAGAUCCACCAGCGCAUCCACACAGGGGAGAAACCGUACCAGUGCUCCCAGUGUCAGAAAAGCUUCUCCCGGCUGGCCCACUAUAAAGACCACCAGCAGACUCACCGGGAGGAGAAACCGUACAACUGCAAUGACUGUGGGAAAAGCUUCUCCUACUUCAAGUCACUCAAGUGCCACCAGAUGAUCCACAAAGGGGAGAACCUCCACCACUGCUCCGUAUGCGGUAAAGGGUUCGCCAUCCGAGGCAACCUGAAGACCCAUCUGCAGACACACACCAAGGAGAAACCACACCAAUGCUCAGAGUGCGGGAAACGGUUCUCCCGAGCCCACGACCUGAAAAAGCACAAGCUGCUCCACACGGGGCAGAAGACCUACCACAUUUGCCAGUGUGGCAAGAGCUUCACGGAGCUGGGGAACCUGCGAACCCACCAGAGAACUCACACCGGAGAGAAACCAUUCUGCUGUUCUUUCUGCGGCCGAACCUUCUUGCGUGCUGGAGACCUGAAGAGCCACCAGCGGACACACACCGGAGAGAAACCAUUCAUCUGCGUCAUUUGUGGGACCAGUUUUGCCCAAUCUGGCAACCUGAAAGUGCAUCAGAUCACACACACUAAAGAGAGGCCGUACCCUUGUACUGUCUGUGAUAAGGGGUUCACCACACCGGGGAGUCUGAAGCUACAUAUGAGGACACACACAGGGGAGCGGCCGUUCCUGUGUAGCGCGUGUGGGAAAGGGUUCACGGCGUCAGGGCAGCUGAAGAGGCACCAAGAGUGUCACAUGAGAGACACUGUCCAAUCAUCUCCUAGUGAAGACACGGGGGUGGCGGUGGCUUCAAAAUAAAAGUCCUCUCUAAGCGGACUACAAAAUAAGAGUACUGGAAACGUGCCAUUGCGUGUCUGAACUGUGAUCAUGAUGGGAGGUUUUACUGCUUCAUGAUGUCACUAUGGGCUCUGGUCAAAUGGGACACCAUUCACUGUGGGCUCUGGUCAAAUGAGACACCAUUCACUGUGGGCUCUGGUCAAAUGGGACACCAUUCACUAUGGGCUCUGGUCAAACGGGACACCAUUCACUGUGGGCUCUGGUCAAACGGGACACCAUUCACUGUGGGCUCUGGUCAAACGGGACACCAUUCACUGUGGGCUCUGGUCAAAUGAGACACCAUUUACUGUGGGCUCUGGUCAAAUGAGACACCAUUCACUGUGGGCUCUGGUCAAACGGGACACCAUUCACUGUGGGCUCUGGUCAAAUGGGACACCAUUCACUGUGGGCUCUGGUCAAAUGGGACACCAUUCACUAUGGGCUCUGGUCAAAUGGGACACCAUUCACUGUGGGCUCUGGUCAAACGGGACACCAUUCACUGUGGGCUCUGGUCAAACGAGACACCAUUCACUAUGGGCUCUGGUCAAUUGGACUGCACUAUAAAGGUAGUAGGGUACCAUUCAGGACCUACACUAUUUCUCCCUUUUGCAGAACGUCAGUUGUUUACUCUAUGAGUUUUUAAAGUGUCCGAGAAUGUGAUGUUUGAUCCCAAAAAUUGUAUUUAGAGUCCUGAAUGACACCCAAUUUAGUGCACUACAUUUGACCAGGGCCCAUAGGGUUCUGGCUAAAAGUAGUACACUAUAAUAGGGAAUAGGGUGCCAUUUGGGACCCUAUAUGAAUAUGAAGGUAGUGGUGGUAUUAAUGGUAAAAUAUCUGUCAUGUCAUCCAUGUCAUCUACCCAUUAGAAUGUACACGAUCUGAUAUUGAUCAUAUAAUAUGAUUCCCAAAUGGCACCCCUAUUCCCUAUAUAGUGCACUGUUGAUCAGAGCCUAAAGUAGUGCACUAUAUAGGGAAUAGGGUGCCAUUAGGUUCGCAAAACAGAGUGUAUACUAUACUACAGUACUAAUGAACACAUUCUCUGGUAAACACAGUUUACUGAUUUGUCUCUUUAUUAUCUGAGUAUUGAUCUGAUUUUAAUAAAUAACACUAAAGUAUUCUA